Dermacentor silvarum is the source of this 1854-nucleotide messenger RNA. Its product is annotated as cytochrome P450 3A43-like. Bases 68 to 1645 code for a protein of 525 amino acids. Gene Ontology annotation, molecular function: iron ion binding; oxidoreductase activity, acting on paired donors, with incorporation or reduction of molecular oxygen; monooxygenase activity. Lineage: Eukaryota; Metazoa; Arthropoda; Arachnida; Ixodida; Ixodidae. The transcript has 14 exons. The record is from RefSeq and is a predicted model, not a curated record.
GUAAAACGCUGGCAUAAAUACCGGCACUCAUUGUCGUCCAUAGGACUUGCUUCUUCGCAGCCUAACCAUGCUAGGCACGGUAGCGUUGGUCGUCUGGACUGUGGUCGUCUUGGGUGCCACUAUCGCCAUUGUUCAACUGCUGCGUUGGCGAAAAAGGAACUUCAGCUACUUCAAGGAUCUCGGAAUUCCUGGACCGACUCCGAACAUCCUGUGGGGAAACUUGUGGGAAUAUCACCGAAAGGGAAUCACGAAUGCCAUUGCUGAGUGGUGCGAGAAGUACGGAGACGUGUUCGGAUUUUACAAUGGAGAUGUGCCGACGCUUGUCGUCAAAGAUCUUGACUUCUUAUCCUACGUGCUUGUGAAAGAUUUUGGAAACUUUAUGAACAGAGGGACCACGAUGCGCACCGACGAGCAGCACCCGCUGCUGGGCCAGGGUCUGCUGCAUGCCCGUGAUCUGCAGUGGAAGCGCACCAGGAGCGUCACCUCGUACGCCUUCACCGCCACCAAGUUCAGACAGGUAUUUCCACAUUUGGACGAUGCGUGCGAUCGGUUCCUGGACUUGUUGGCCAAAAAGGGUGACAGUGGCGAAAAGGAGGUCGCCGCCUACCAGCUGUUCAAGCCGCUCGCCAUGGAGUACAUCUGCCGCGGCAGUUUUGGUAUUGCAAACAGCUUCCAGGAAGACACCCAGCACCCGCUGCUCCGCAUGGCCACUCAGGUGCUGCCGGGUACCAUGACUGGCCCCAUGCACAUGAUCGCCCAGUGUACGACCACGUUGCAGAGCGUAGUGGCACCAUUCUUUUGGCUCAACAGCAAGAUUGGCAACUUCACCUACGACCGGUUCUCGAAAGACGCCUACAAAGCCGUCGACGUCAGGCGCAAGAACCCACUGCCCGACGGCAAGAAAGACAUUUUGCAGAUACUGCUCGACGCUGAAACUGAGGAGGAAGAAGCUAAAAGUGAAGUGACCAACGGCGUGUUCAAGAUCGAAAAGAAGAUGUCCGCAACGGAAAUUUCUGUCAACACUGGAAUGCUCCUAAUUGCCGGUUUCGGAACGACCUCCGUGGCUCUGAGCUUCGUGUGCUACAUGCUUGCGAAUCACCCCGACGUCCAGGAAAAAGUGAGGGAGGAAGCGAAGCAAGUCAGACAAAAAUAUGGUUCCCUGGACUACACGGCGGUGACGCAAGGCCUCAAGUACCUGUCGUGCGUGGUGGAUGAGACGCUGCGUCUCUUGCCUGUGGUCGUUGCGUUCGUCACUCGGUCUGCGCGGGAAGACUUCGAGUACAAAGGUGUGAAGUACCGCGCUGGCCUAAGCAUCAUGUCCCCGACCAUGGUGGUGCAGAAGGACCCCAAGGCAUGGACUGAACCCGAACGCUUCGAUCCAGACAGAUUCCUGCCAGAGAACGCGUCCCAGCAGCACGGCAUGGCGUACCAGCCGUUCGGUCAGGGUCCCCGCAACUGCAUCGGCAAGAGGUUGGCGCUCGUCGAGAUCAUCUACACCGUGGGCCGCAUCGUGGAACGCUACCGCUUGGAGCCCGGACCUUCACAGAAGGAGAACCUCGAUCUUCGCUUCUACGCGAUGGUGUGCGAGCCUCGCGAGGGCCCCUGGAUCAAAUUCACACCCAUCCCGAGAGAGGAGCAAGCCUGAGGCUCAGGGCGAAAGCCGACAGAAACCAUCGCCUGCAUUCGCCACCCGUGCCUUCUGAAGCACCGCCUGCAACAUAUAUCCACGAGAUUAUCCGAAGGUUCAGGGCACAUAUUCUGGCGUAUAGCCAGACCUUAAAGCUCUCGCUUUCACCCGUUGGCAGGGCGUGGAAAGUUGUACUGGCUAUUGUAUAUAAAUACCAUCAAGCUCUA